Molecule: messenger RNA, 2290 nt
Organism: Saccostrea echinata
Lineage: Eukaryota; Metazoa; Mollusca; Bivalvia; Ostreida; Ostreidae
Product: metallophosphoesterase 1-like
Exons: 8
Coding region: 57-1289 (410 amino acids)
Biological process (GO): GPI anchor biosynthetic process
Molecular function (GO): hydrolase activity
Source: RefSeq, a predicted model, not a curated record
AGUUUGGAGUAUGAAAAAUGAAUGUUACAGAUUGAUCUUCUUGAGAAUUAUGUUCCAUGAAAACUACAACAAAAUUCAGAUGUCCUCAUCAAUCACUGGAAGCCAUGCGGUGGUUAAUAAUUCAGUUACCUGGGAUGUUCUGUUUCUAUCUGCGUACAAGAAGACUAGUCCGUUUUUUCUUUUUAGUAAUUUGCUUGUUGAUGUACUGUGAGUUUUUUCAUUACUACGUAGUGUUAUUAUUCUGCAAGUGGCCAGUUUUAAAGAUGGACACUGCACAGCUACCAAUCAAAUCUAAGCCUCUAAAAGUGAUGAUUUUAGCAGACACUCAUAUUCUUGGAUGGAAGGAAGGGCACUGGUUUGACAAACUUAGAAGGGAGUGGCAGAUGGAAAGAUCUUUUCAAAGUAGCAUGACAAUUCACAAUCCAGAUGUAGUAUUUAUAUUAGGUGAUCUCUUGGAUGAAGGAAAAUGGUGCACUAAAGCAGAAUUUAAUUAUCAUGUGAAACGUUUUAAAAAGAUGUUUUCCACACCUCCUGGUGUCGAGACUUAUGUUGUCACAGGAAAUCAUGAUAUAGGUUUCCAUUAUAUGAUGACAGAGCAAAAGCACCGGAGAUUUGAGGAAGCCUUUUCUGCUCCGUCUGUUCAGAUGGUCGAGAUUCAUGGCAAGAUUUUUGUUCUGAUGAACAGUAUGGCCAUGGAGGGUGAUGGGUGUAGCCUCUGUUCAGAGGCUGUAGAAAAGAUGGAAAAAAUUUCAUUUCAGCUUAAGUGUUCUCAGGAAAGCCUUUCAAAAAAGAAAAUACCCUCAGCCUGCAAGAAGAUGAAGAAGUUAUCUUAUACUCAACCCAUACUUAUGCAGCAUUUUCCCAUGUUUCGUCCAUCAGAUCACAAUUGCUCAACUCCCGAUGCAGCACCCUCAGCAGAGAAAGACAUUCCAUUUCGUCCAAAGUAUGACUGCUUGUCACAGGAAGCAUCAAAACAGGUAUUUAAAUGGGUGAAUCCAAGACUUAUUGUAAGUGCUCAUACCCAUCAUGGCUGCCAUCGUGUCCAUGACAACGGUGUACCAGAGUGGACAGUGGCCUCCUUUAGUUGGAGAAACAAGAAAGGACCCAGUUUUCUAUUGGCUGUGAUAUCUGAUACAGACUUUAACAUAAAUCAGUGCUUCCUUCCCAAUGAAAACACAGUGUUUUCUAUUUAUGUUACUGGCAUGAUUCUUAUUCUGUUGUCCAUGCUGUUACCAAGGAAACACCAUCAUGUGACAAACUGCGUUGAUUUGUCUGACAAAUCAAGUUAGCCCAAUUUCUCAGCAAUAAGAGCCUCAAAAAUAGCCAUAGAAUGGUUUCCCACCCUCACACAGUACUGAUAUGCUUGUAUUUAUAUUCCUAAAUAUUCUUAACUUUAUUAAUAUAUUUUUGUAUCAUAUACUGUAUGUGUAUAUAUCCAUAUCAGCAUUGCUUAUUACACCUGUAGUAAUACAUAUCUUAGAGAUAAUAAUACACCCCCCCCCCCCCCCCCCCCCACACACACACACACAUAUAUAUACAUGUAUAUAUAUAUAUAAUGCAAAUAUAGCCCUUUCAUAAGGUCGAUCCAUAGAUACAUGUUUAUGUCACAGAAAAGCAAAAUGACCGAGCACAAAGUUCAAGGUUGAUAUGCUUUAUGCUUUUGUGUGAACUUCAAGUCAACAUAUCUAUGGAUUGACCACAUGAAAGGGCUGCAUUUGUUAUAUUUAUUUUCAGGAGAUUGAAAAAACAAAAAUUUGAAAAUAAUGUAAACAAAUUGCAAGUGCUCUUUUUUUUAAUAUAACACUUAGUGACUAAAGAUAAAAAUAAAGUUAGAUGUUUUAAUGUCAUUGUGUUUCCUUUUUUUAUAGAGUAAUUUAGGAUAUGUACCAAAUCAAAAGGGAAGGCUACAUUUGUUUUAUGAUUUUUUUUUUCAUCAGUUUAUGAAAAAAAUUAAUUAACCUCUAUGUUUACAAAUAUAGAGUAAAGCCAUAUUCCAAACAUUAUUUUUACAUCAUGGUUGCAAAGAGGAGUUGAAGUAUCAGUUUUUUUUUUUUUAGAAACAUUAGUCAUAUUAACUGUUGUAAAAUUUUCACUAUUGUUGUUUUAAAGAUUAUUUCCAUUUUUGGCAACAUCUAGUCAAUAUGCUUUUCCAGAUUCUUUAUUUAGUAACACAAGUUGAUACACUGUUAUAUACUUGAUCAUGUAAUCAAGUAUGAGUCAAUCAGAGAACUGGGAAUAAUGGAGAAAAAUACUAAAAUGUAUUAGGGGGUGGAUCCAGGAUUUUUUUUCC